AUCAACCGGCUUCACUGUUCCCAUCCCAGCCUUAUCUGUUCGACUUCUGUUGUACUGCCGCAAGUUGUGUUUUUUAAUCCUAAAGUCCUCUUCUUUCUGUGCAUUUCUUGUUUCAACUGGGAUUUGAUUGGAAAUCGUUCCAGAAAUUGGAAAGAAACCCCAUUUGGAAUUUGGAAAGGAGAUUCUCUUGUGGAAGUUACGGUUUUCUACUUCUGGUUGGAUUUGCUGGCAUCAAAAUUGUGUGAAACGUGAGAUUGAGAAGGCGAAGGGCGCUAAUUAGUUGAUUCAUGCCACAAGUUGGUUGUUUUCUGCAUGUUCUCUGACCUCACAUCCCGAAAUACUUACUCGGAGAUUUACAAGUGCCAAGGUCGAAAGAGAAUUUGGAGCCAAAACUUUUAUUUCAGAUAAUACUUCCUGAAGCAGAAGGUUUCAUUCAAGAUGACUCCUGUAAUUCAUUGUACUAUAGGCAAUAUCACUCUGGUUCCUCGAAUUGUUUUCGGCCCAAGGAAGGAGAUACACUUAACAAGAUGUGAUACUUCUGAAAAGGACACCAGGCUUAAAUCAUCUCAAAGGUUUCUGUUACCACAUUCAUCAUUGAGACUGAUUCAGCUACACACUAGUCGCUUUUGCCAUGGAAUUCGAACGGUAGCAGCUGUUGGUACUGAUUUAACUGUAGAAGAACCAAAUCCUACUGUUUCAGGGGAUGUUGCUGAUGGAAGCUCAGAAGCACCAUCUAGUUCUGAUGAAUCAAAUGAACCUGGUCCACCAAAUCCAACUACCACUUCUUCUAGUAAAACCAAACGCACUAGACCUGUGAGGAAGAGUGAGAUGCCUCCUGUGAAGGAUGAGGAAUUAGUUACAGGUGCUUCAUUUAUAGGAAAAGUAAGAUCAAUUCAGCCAUUUGGUUGUUUUGUGGACUUUGGAGCCUACACAGACGGUCUGGUACAUGUUUCCAGGAUGAGUGAUAGUUAUGUCAAGGAUGUUGCGGCUGUUGUUUCUAUUGGACAAGAGGUGAAAGUGAGACUUGUGGAGGCCAAUAAGGAGACUAGACGAAUCUCUCUAACAAUGCGUGAUACGGAUGACACAGCUAAAAUCCAACAGAAAAAAGAAUCUACAUAUGAAAGUAGUGAAAAGCCAAGACCUGUCAGGAAAAAUACUUCAAGGUCAAAUCAGAAAAGAGAGGAGAAACAAAAGAGCUCAAAGUUUGUUAAGGGGCAAAUUUUGGAUGGGACUGUGAAGAACCUCACAAGAUCAGGGGCUUUUGUGUCACUUCCUGAUGGAGAAGAAGGAUUUCUUCCUGUGGCUGAAGAAUCUGAAGGGUUUGGUGGCAUUUUAGGGAGUUCGUCACUGCAGGUCGGCCAAGAGGUUAAUGUACGUGUAUUGCGCAUUAACAGAGGGCAGGUAACUUUAACAAUGAAAAAAGAAGAAGAUGUUGAAGGGUUAAACAUGAAACUUAAUAAAGGUGUGCUGCAUGUAGCAACGAAUCCGUUUGAGCUGGCUUUCCGCAAGAACAAGGAAAUUGCUUCUUUCUUGGAUGAACGAGAGAGAACACAAAAAUCUCUGGAAACGAUGGAGCAGACAGUAGGAGAAGUUGAUGAAAUAUUAGAAAGUUCUAAUACUUCUGUCGUUGAUAAUUCAGCAAGUAGUGAUGAUACGCAACUCAUUGAUUCCUCUGAUUCAACUACUGAGGCUGAUGAUGAGAAAUCUGUUGCUGAAGUGCUUCACGAGGAAACUCUUUCUGUCGAUCCCGUUUCAAAUAAUUUGGAGAACACGACUGAGGAAUUGUCUCAGAUUGCUGAUAUAGUUGCACAAGAGGAUGAGAAAAGCUCCAAAAUCUUGAAUCAGUCUUCUCGAGAUUCAAUUCCAGUUGUGAUCCCUGCAAAAGAUAAUAUAGAGGAGUCCUCCAACUCUGUAGAGGAAGAAAACAUAACUUCAGAAAUAGUUUCAGAGGGAGGUGAAUCUUCUGCCAACAAUUCGUUAAAUCCAGCAGUGGACGAAGCUUCUUUAACCAAUGCAGGUAAAGAAGUAACUAGUAAUAUUCAAGCUUCAAAGGAAAUUGAAGAAGUUUUGGCAGCUAAUAGUUCAGUAGAAGCUGAGGCUUCUGUAAUUGGAGUGAAGGAAACUGAUGUGACAGCUGAAACUCUUGAGCAGGACAAACAAAGUUUGGAAACUCCAAGCUCAGAAGAGAAAGAGGACCUUGUAGAUUCUGUGCAAGUUGAAGAUUCUCCUGGAGAAUUAGAGACAAAAAAUGAUGCUGGAAUUCUGAAUGAUCAAACCUUAUCUACGGAAGCUGUGGAUUCAGUGGUCAUUUCUAGUAUCCAAUUAGAUAGCACUGUAGCUACUGAAGAUGUGGCACAAAAAUCAACUAUACUGGCUGAGAAUGAGACCGUUGCUGCCAAAUUACAUGAUGCAAAAGCCGUGGCUGGUGGAAACUUAAGUGAGCAAACUGGCCCUUCUGGCAUAGGAAGCUCCAUCAAAGCUACCAUUUCACCAGCACUAGUAAAGCAAUUACGUGAAGAAACAGGUGCAGGUAUGAUGGACUGCAAGAAGGCUCUUGCAGAAACUGAAGGUGACAUUGUUAAGGCCCAGGAGUUCCUCAGAAAAAAAGGUUUAGCAAGUGCAGAUAAAAAGGCCAGUAGGGCAACUGCUGAGGGUAGGAUCGGAUCUUAUAUCCAUGACAGCAGAAUAGGAGUGCUCAUGGAGGUGAAUUGUGAAACUGAUUUUGUCUCUCGAGGUGACAUCUUUAAGGAGUUGGUUGAUGACCUCUCCAUGCAAGUAGCAGCAUGUCCUCAGGUUCGUUAUCUGGUCACUGAAGAUGUUCCAGAAGAAAUUGUGAAGAAGGAGAGGGAAAUUGAAAUGCAGAAGGAAGACCUUUUGACUAAACCUGAGAACAUAAGAUCAAAAAUUGUUGAUGGCCGAAUUAAAAAGCAACUUGAAGAAUUUGCAUUGCUUGAGCAACCAUACAUAAAGAAUGAUAAAAUGGUAGUUAAGGAUUUAGUAAAGCAGACCAUUGCGACUCUUGGAGAAAAUAUCAAAGUCAAAAGGUUUGUCCGAUACAAUCUUGGAGAAGGCUUAGAGAAGAAAAGCCAGGACUUUGCUGCUGAGGUAGCUGCACAAACUGCAGCUAAAUCUUCACCUGCAGUCCCAAAGGAUCAACCUGCUGAAACCAAGGAAGCUAUUGAGAAGCCUAAAACAGUUGCAAUAUCAGCUGCAUUGGUGAAGCAACUUAGGGAGGAAACAGGUGCUGGCAUGAUGGACUGCAAAAAAGCUCUUGCAGAAAGUGGUGGUGACCUUGAGAAGGCUCAGGAGUACCUCCGCAAGAAGGGCCUAUCAUCUGCUGACAAAAAAUCCUCCCGACUAGCUGCCGAAGGUCGGAUUUCAUCCUACAUCCAUGACUCCCGCAUCGGCACACUCAUUGAAGUCAACUGUGAAACCGAUUUUGUGGGGCGGAGCGAAAAGUUCAAGGAAUUGGUUGAUGACCUUGCUAUGCAGGUAGUGGCCUGCCCACAGGUUGAGUUCGUCUCCAUCGAGGACAUCCCAGAGAGUAUUGUCACAAAGGAAAAAGAUAUAGAAAUGCAGAGAGAGGAUCUCAAGUCGAAACCCGAUCAAAUAAAGGAGAAGAUUGUUGAAGGAAGGAUCACAAAGAGGCUAGGAGAGCUUGCUCUUCUGGAGCAACCCUUCAUCAAAGAUGAUAGCAUUAAGGUGAAGGAUCUGGUGAAGCAGACAGUUGCUGCCCUCGGAGAGAACAUCAAAGUUAGGAGGUUUGUUCGCUUCACUCUUGGGGAGAGCUAAGGACUGAAAUCUGAGGUUGGCAACCAUGCAUAGUCUUGGAAGAGUUGAGAGAAUUUUUGAACACGAAUGUGACUCACGAUUUGUAAGGUUCUGCUUCUGUAUUUAAUUUUGUUGUAUCAUCUUUUAAUCAACAAAGUAGUGAAUUUUCGCCUUGAUGACAGAAUUCUGGAAGGAAAAUUGCAUGGCCGUGAUGAUGUCAUGUUGUUUA
Messenger RNA from Musa acuminata AAA Group (dessert banana), 4000 nucleotides. RefSeq names its product polyprotein of EF-Ts, chloroplastic-like. Gene Ontology annotation, molecular function: translation elongation factor activity; protein binding. Lineage: Eukaryota; Viridiplantae; Streptophyta; Magnoliopsida; Zingiberales; Musaceae. Gene Ontology annotation, biological process: mitochondrial translational elongation. The transcript has 4 exons. The record is from RefSeq and is a predicted model, not a curated record. Bases 439 to 3792 code for a protein of 1117 amino acids. Gene Ontology annotation, cellular component: mitochondrial matrix.